Messenger RNA from Pezoporus occidentalis (night parrot), 3683 nucleotides. RefSeq names its product nitric oxide synthase 1 adaptor protein (gene NOS1AP). Gene Ontology annotation, molecular function: nitric-oxide synthase binding. Lineage: Eukaryota; Metazoa; Chordata; Aves; Psittaciformes; Psittacidae. The record is from RefSeq and is a predicted model, not a curated record. The coding region runs from base 79 to 2061 and encodes 660 amino acids. The transcript is spliced from 12 exons.
GCGGCGAAGGGCGGAGGUUCCGCGGCGGCGGCGGCGCCGGGCGCGCUGCAGGGGCAGCCCGGCCGCCGCGGGGCCGCCAUGCCCGCCAAGUCCAAGUACAACCUGGUGGACGACCGGCACGACCUCCGCAUCCCCCUGCACAACGAGGACGCCUUCCAGCACGGCAUCUGCUUCGAAGCCAAGUAUAUUGGGAGCCUGGAUGUGCCACGGCCGAACAGCCGAGUGGAGAUUGUGACAGCCAUGCGGCGGAUCAGGUAUGAAUUUAAAGCCAAGAAUAUCAAGAAGAAGAAAGUGAAUCUCAUUGUGUCAGUGGAUGGUGUGAAAGUCAUUCUGAAGAAGAAGAAGAAGCUUCUUUCAUUGCAGAAAAAAGAAUGGGCCUGGGAUGAGAACAAAAUGCUUGUCAUGCACGAUCCCAUCUACAGGAUAUUCUAUGUGUCUCAUGACUCCCAGGACCUAAAGAUCUUCAGUUACAUUGCCAGGGAUGGGUCUAGCAAUGUCUUCAGGUGCAACGUCUUCAAAUCCAAGAAGAAGAGCCAAGCCAUGCGUAUUGUCCGGACAGUGGGCCAGGCAUUUGAGGUCUGCCACAAGCUGAGCCUGCAGCACACCCAGCAAAAUGCAGAUGGGCAGGAGGAUGGAGAUAGUGAGAGGAACGGGGACGACCUGGAUGUCCCAGCCUGUCGCCUCACCGGUGCAGAGCGGGCAGCCGCCUCGGCAGAGGAGACGGACAUCGAUGCUGUGGAGCUCCCACUGCCCGGAGCUGACAUCCUUGACUUCAGCCGUGGCGUGACUGACUUGGAUGCUGUGGACAAGGAGGCAAGUGCAUACACUGAUGCCAACGGCUGCCUCCUCCCUGAAGAUAUCCUGACAGCAUCGCCUAAGAUGCUGCUGCCCUCAUCUGCGCAGCUUCCUGACCUGGGAACACCCCUUUCUGCUCACCACCAGAUGCAGCUCCUCCAGCAACUCCUGCAGCAGCAACAGCAGCAGACACAAGUGGCUGUGGCACAGGUCCACUUGCUGAAGGACCAGCUGGCUGCAGAGGCAGCAGCGCGGCUGGAAGCCCAGGCUCGCGUGCAUCAGCUCCUGCUCCAGAACAAGGACUUGCUGCAGCACAUCUCACUCCUGGUCAAACAGGUGCAGGAGCUGGAGCUGAAGCUUGCGGGGAACACCACCACAGGCUCCCAGGACAGCCUGCUGGAGAUCACCUUCCGCUCAAAUGUCCUCCCUGUCCUCUGCGACCCUACCACCCCGCAGCCCGAGGACACCCACCCGCCGCCGCUGGUCUCUGGCUCAGGCUUCCCCAGCACCAUGGGCAGCCCCAUAGUGGACCAGAGCAUGUUUGAGAACGCCAGUGCCAGCACAGCACCCACCCCACGGCCACAUCACGGCCCUGCUGCAGCCCUGCUGCAGCCCUCCCGCCCUGCCGGCAGCCAGCACCUCCGCAACCUGGGCAAGGCCAUGGGGGCCAAGGUGAAUGAUCUCCUGCGCCGCAAGGAGCCAGGUGGCCUCCCUGUUGUGGGAGUGAUGGAGGUGAAUGCCAGUGCUGGUGCCAUUCUGGGCAUGGGACAGCCGGCUAGUGAGGAUGGGGCUGUGGGGCUGGAUGUUUUUCCCCGGCUAGACCCCCCGCCCCCCGUCACCAAGAAGCGGACACCACGUGCCCUGAAGACCCCGCAGGACAUGCUCAUUGCUCCACAGCCAGUGGCGACCACCCCAACGAGCAGCAUGGAGGAGUCCCCUGAACCACCCACAGCCCACUCUGACCCCUCAGAGGAGCAGCCGGGGAUGAGGGACCCAUCCCCUCUAGAAUGCCUUGGGGUCCCCAGCAUGAUGGGCACCCCAGGUUCCAGUGAGGACCAGCCCACUGGUGCUCUUCCUGUGCCUGACCUCAUCCAUAAGGGCAACCUGGAGAGCCAGCGGCGAACGGGAGAGUCGCUUGGCACAGAGAAGUCCUCCCAGAGACCAGGGCUGGAGCAUGAGCCACUGGGGAGCACAGGGCGGCCAGAGGCAUGUUCCCCUGGCUGGGAGGUGGAGGGGCCUCAUCCUGACUUACUGUCAUUUGAGUAGCAGUGGGGGAGCCACAGCAGGGGCACUGUGGGGGCUGGCUCUCCCAAGCAGCCACAUGCUGACCCCAUGUCUUUUUGGGGUCAUUAUUUUGGAGAGGGGGAAUCCCCAGGGUGGCAGAAGCCCCUGCUGCCCCAGUCUGGGGUGCUAGAGCAUCCCACUUCUUCCCAAAUUCCCAGGAGGGGCACAGCCUGUCCUGCUAUGACUUCUGCAGCCCCAUCCUGGGUUUAUUUGCCAUGGUCUGUGCAAAGCUUCCAUCCCGCCACAGUGCUUCCAUCCUGUCUGCAGCCAGGAACCAUGCUGGGCUGGGGACCAAGGGUUGGGGUCACUCAGCAGCCUGGGUGCUUGUCCAUGGGUGCACAAGCACCAGCCUGCCCCCAACCCUGUCCGCUCUGCCCGGCCAAGUGUCCCACACUGUGCUGGCUUCCCUGGUCAGGAGGAUUUCCCAGCUUAUGCUAUGUGCUUGCUGAGAUACCCUGUCCCAGGGUGCUAGUGGGCUUACUCACACCUGUAGUCUAGUGCCAGUGAGCCAGGAUGGCACCUUCUCCAGGUGCCAACCCUGUAGCAUUGUUCUGCCCAGUGCCAUCUCUCUGCACCUGAGCCCCAGUUUUGGGGAACCCACUUGCAGAGUGAGUUUUGCUGGGGAGCAGGGCUGUGGGGCUGCAUGGCUGCUGACCACUAGGCUCUGGCUGAGAGCUGAGCCUCCCUGUGAGACUCACCUCUAGCUCCUGCUUGUUUCCUGGUCUCACCCCAGCCACCAUGGAAAGGGCUGGCCUGCCCAGGCAGGCAGCACACUGUGUGGGCCAGUGCCACCGUUCUUCUUUAUUUGUUGGCAUGGUGAUGUCUUUGUGAAAUUGGGACACAGGAAGCCAUAUGGUCCUCCAAUACUGCUAUAUGAUUGUUUCCCCAUGAAUUACAGCCCGUGGAUCCAUGGGCUGGUGCAAGGAAGCAACUGUGAGAUGGCAGUUUUUGCUUAGACCUUUUAUGUGCAUUCUCACCACAAAGGUGGUUUGAGAGGAAAAGCUCCGAAGACCACAUUUGAGCUGGAGGAGGCUAGGGAGUCAUGGAUGGGGCACCUCUGCUCACAGCUCCUCUGGUGCCAUGCAGGACACUUGUGCCAAAGAAAUGUCUUCCACCACCCAAAGCCAUGCUUGUGGUCCUUCUGAAGGAUGGAGGCCGUGAGUAUGAACCCCUUUGCUUUGGGAGCAGUCAACAUGCCUGUUGGCAUGGUGGAUGCUGUGGCAGCACUGGGGCUCUGCAGCUCUCAUCCCCUGGGAAGGCCCUGCCGGAGAUGAAGGAGACAUCAGAGACGCACAGAGGCUGCGGCCAGCCUGUGGCCAGUGCUAUGGUGUAACACACCCUGUGUAUAAUGCGAUUACACUGUGUGUGGCUGAUUCCACCCCACAAACAGAAAUCUGUGUGAGUAUGUAUAUGUGUAUGCUGCCUAGGUCUAUACUGCAUUGUUUAUGUAGAUGGAAAAAAGGGCUUGUAGCUCUUCUUUGAAGAACCAGCAUCUUCCAACCCUACCGAUCACAAGGGAACCUCACUGCUGGUCCAGUCCCUCUAUUUAAUUUGUGUAGAGUGUCUGUGUAGUUUGGGACAAAAGAUGCAGAUUGCACAAUAAA